Molecule: messenger RNA, 417 nt
Organism: Vittaforma corneae ATCC 50505
Lineage: Eukaryota; Fungi; Microsporidia; Nosematidae
Exons: 1
Coding region: 1-417 (138 amino acids)
Source: RefSeq, a predicted model, not a curated record
AUGUAUCAACAUGAAGCUCCUCCUGUAGGCUUCACCCGUGACGACCCAAAUCUAGACUACAAAGCUUUCGUGGGUCAUCUUCACAGCACCAAUGGAUAUCCACAGGCUUAUUCUCCGGGGCUGUGUUCUUCUUCACACGAUAUCAACAAUCAGAAUAUUUUACAACACCAUAAGCUUGAGGAAAAUAGAUUUAAAAAACUUGCAGAAGCAGUAUUUAACACCAUGUUUUUGUGCAUUUAUCUUAUUGGAUUGCUGGCCAGUGUUGUUUUUGGCAUUUUAUCCUUUGUUCUAUUCAUUCAACUAGGAUACUCGCUCACUGCAAUGCUAGGCAAUCCGAAAUAUUCUCAAAUCCCAGCUACAUUUGCAAUAUCCUCUGCAGCAGCCUUGGUCAGCUACAUAUUUGGUGAUUAUUGUUGA